Molecule: messenger RNA, 1376 nt
Organism: Aspergillus steynii IBT 23096
Lineage: Eukaryota; Fungi; Ascomycota; Eurotiomycetes; Eurotiales; Aspergillaceae
Product: putative hscarg dehydrogenase
Exons: 5
Coding region: 294-1316 (340 amino acids)
Source: RefSeq, a predicted model, not a curated record
CUGGCCAAAGAGGGGGGGAUCCAGAUGGCCUGAGACUCGAGCGAGCACGACUGGUGAUGCUUACAGCAGCCAUCAAAUGCAUGCAAUGCAUCAAUAUCAGUCAUCCUUUGAGUUUGGACCAUGUGAUAUUGCCAUCUCAAACGUUGAGAUUGGAAGCGAUUGAUCAUUAACAUGCAGCUUCGGAGGCCGAAGCGAUCCGUCACUCCGGGGUGUAUAACAUGCCAGAUGCCUCACCUCUGCCGUAGCUCACCCAUUCCAAGUUCAACGCCUCCCACGUUGCUAAAGACAACAACAUGCCUGCGUCCCCAAGAACCAUCUCCGUCUUCGGCGCCACAGGCCUACAAGGCGGCUCCGUGGUCCGCUCUUUGUUGAGAGACAAAAUCUCAAGCUUCAAAGUCCGAGCCAUCACAAGAGACACGUCCUCCGAAAAGGCUCAGACGCUACACAGGCUCGGCGCCGAACUAGUUCAGGCCGAUGGCUGGAACCAGGGGGAAGUCCGGGACGCUGUCUCUGGCUCGUGGGCGGCCUUUGUGAAUACCAAUUCCGAUGAUCCGAUCUUCCUGAACCCGGAAGGCCCGACAGAAUUCGAACUGGGCAAGUCCAUUAUCGACGGGAUUUGCAGCGCAAGGGUGAAGAAUGUUAUCCUCAGUACAAUGAAGCCUGCUGGGGAGGCGACCGGGGGCAAACUGGCAAUCAGGACGAUGGAUAUGAAAGCACGCAUUGAAUGCUAUGCGAAACAGACCGGCAACUUCGACACAAUCUGCUCCGUCCACGCAGGCUGGUACUACGAGUUUUUUCUCUCUGAAACAAUGGCGCACCUCCACAGCGGAUUUCCUUACCAUCCGGACCGCGAGGGCUACUUGAGCCUACAUUUGCCGCGAUGGGGAGACGAAAAGGACGAGGGGGUGCCGUUCUUAGCUACUGCCGAUGACUUUGGAGAUAUCGUUCAUGGGAUGCUGCUCGAUAUAGAGGCGAGCAAUGGGAAGCACAUUCAGGGUGUGAGUGAGAUUUUCACUCUGCCGGAAUUCGUGGACAUUUAUGCUCGAGUCACGGGGGAAAAAGCUCGAUAUGUCCCACUGCCUUCAUGGGAGCGGUUGGGCGAGGGAAUUCCGGAGAUGGAAGACGCCCGGUUACUCUUUGCGUAUGGCGAGCUGACUGGCGGCCGUUAUUUUGGAAAUGAGCCCUCGUCCACCGCAGAAGCAGCUUCAUUGAAGAGGCUGGCAGCGAGUGCUCAGGGGAAAGAUGGCGGUGAUUUGCAGUUGACUACGCUUGCUUCUUUCUUUGAGAGACAUUUCAAGAAUAACGAGGAGGCGUGAGAGUUCUGGCAAUGGAUAUGGCAUUUAGUGGCAAGCCCAUAGUAGCAGCCCUAGCACUUC